Stylophora pistillata is the source of this 2357-nucleotide messenger RNA. Its product is annotated as vesicular integral-membrane protein VIP36. The record is from RefSeq and is a predicted model, not a curated record. Gene Ontology annotation, molecular function: D-mannose binding. NCBI's taxonomy places the organism in Eukaryota, Metazoa, Cnidaria, Anthozoa, Scleractinia, Pocilloporidae. Gene Ontology annotation, biological process: endoplasmic reticulum to Golgi vesicle-mediated transport. Gene Ontology annotation, cellular component: endoplasmic reticulum-Golgi intermediate compartment; endoplasmic reticulum membrane; COPII-coated ER to Golgi transport vesicle.
UAACGUUAGAGAAUGCUUUUAGCAAUGGAGUACUUGAACACUCUUCUCUCCGUAUUUCUCCUGUUUCUUUCGAGAGUUUUAGCCGAAGGCGAAACUAAAGGAUACCUUCGUAGAGAGCAUUCCGUUUUUAAGGGUGCUGGUCCUUCUAUUCCUUACUGGGAUUUCCUUGGAAGUACAUUUGUUUCCACCAACUACAUUAGAUUAACACCUGACCAUCAGAGCAAGAAAGGGGGAUUGUGGAAUAAUGUGCCCUGUCACGUCAAAGACUGGGAAAUGUUAGUUCAUUUUAAAGUACAUGGAGUUGGUGAUACAUUAUUUGGAGAUGGAUUUGCAUUUUGGUAUUCCAAAGACAGGAUGCAAGAAGGUGAUGUAUUUGGUAGCAAGGACUAUUUUUAUGGUCUUGGAGUGUUCUUUGACACCUAUAGUAACCACAAUGGUGAACACCAGCACGAUCACCCUUUCAUUUCUGUAAUGGUUGGAAAUGGAUCUCUUCACUAUGAUCACGAUCGGGACGGAACACACAGUCAAGUGGCUGGCUGCUCUCAAAGUUUUCGUGGGAGAGGACAUGAUACCUAUGCACUGAUCCGUUAUUCUGGAACACAGAAUCGUCUGACAAUACUGGUUGAUGUAGACAACAAGAAUGAAUGGGAGGAUUGUGUAGAUGUGAGUGGUGUGAAGCUGCCUACUGGAUUGUAUUUUGGAACAACAGCAGCAACAGGCCAACUAGCAGACAACCACGACAUCAUAUCCUUGAAGUUCUACGAAACUGAAAUACCAGUGUCGUCUGAUUCUGAAGGGGUUGAUGAAGAUCGAACCAAGAUAGUCCCUUUUGCAUCUGGUGCCGAACCGUUUAGAGAACGCGUGGAGGACGUACAAGGCAGUUUUUCCUCAAAGACUGUAAAGGUCUUGAGCUGGCUGUUCUGGUUUGCUCUUGUUGCUGUCUGUGUAGUGGGGGUUUCUAUUUACGUGUACCAGAAACGUCAAGAAGAUUCCAGGAAAAGAUUUUACUGAGUGGCAAUGAACGCCGGUCUUAGAACUACGGCAUUUCAUCUACUUCAAAACUCGAAACCCAAAGCAGGGUUCGUGCGGAGACUCCAAUUCUUGAAAUAUUACGGCAUUCUGCCAAAGCCUUAAGGGUGAUGGAGAAUAGUGUGAUGUCUUUUCUAAGGUACAAAGAGUGUUUCAUAAACUGAUGCAUGUAAUCUUUUUAACGUAGCAGAACUCAAGCAAAUUGUCUCGGCCAAAUUGUUUUGUGAACGAGAUCAGAGUGUUUACAAUCUUGGAUCGAACCCUCGGCAUUCUUAUUUUUCUUAGGCCUUGUCAUUUGAUUCACAACUUUGAGUGUGAAAACUCAAAUAAUUGUUAGAAAAAAAAAGUAGUGAAUUUUAUACAAAAAAUACGCACUUCUUCUAGCAAAGGGAAUGUAUUUCCCGCUAUGGGAUCAAGAUGAUUUAUGUCACAGACUUUCCUCAAUCUUGAAAACACAAAGAGAUGUUUAUUUAGACAAGAAAUAUCAAGGUGACUGACAACUACUAGCUGAAAAUUAGGAAUUUUUUUAUCGUCUUUGUGUAGAACGGAAGAAGUGAUAAUUUAGGCAAAUCGUUAAUAUUUAUACAUAACUACUCGCUAUUUAGAAAUUAUUGCUUAAUCCGAACUGCACAAGUGAUAAGAAGGACGGUUAGAAGAGCAAAGUUCAAUUGAGUGUCUAAAGUAAUCUCCGUUCGCGUUGGUUUCGCUCCAAGAUUGGUGUAAGAAUUUCGGGUCACCCUGCUGCCAAUCAGGUGCGAGAUAGAAACCAAUCACGACUUGAGAGUGGAUACCGUACCCAGUCUAUCGCGGCAAACGGGCUAAGAAAUGGAGCGCAUUUUAAAUGUAUCGAAAACUAAAAUCAAAGUAAUCAGAAGAUCCAAUCAAAAAAGGAAAAUAUCAGACAGAGCCAAUCACAGGUAUUUUCAUGUGCACUGCCUGAAGCGCGGGAAAUUGUUUGAGCGCCCAGGAGACAGCUUAUCAUAGUGGUAUUCAAUAGUAUUUGUAAGGAAGUUAUCCACUUAGGCGGGGGAGGGUGGGGUGUUAUCAGAACAAGGGCGAAUCACAAUUUUUUUUUUUAAUCAUUGAAUGUUUGCGUUGCUUUCCCCUCUCCGCAUCCCGCCAACUAAGGGAUUUACCUCUUAAAGUACGUUCAGACGCUUAACUUAAAGUAAGGCACAAAUUUAAGACUGGGUAGAAUAUUACCUCCACAAAAUUAAUGAAAUGCGAAGUUGGAGAGUGUUAGCUUUGCACUGAUAAAUUUUAAUUAGAAUUCCUUCUAGUUCUUUGUAUCGCCCGUAUUACUAAUAAACUGUUACAUAUCCUUGUUA